GUUUUACUGGGACACUUUGUAAACAUUCGCACAGGUGACGGACUUCUUUUUAGAUAUUAACUGAAGUUUUGGAUUUUGAUUAAAUCUGAUGUAGAUCACUGGAAGAAAAAUGUCCACGGAGACUGCGGGCUGGCGAUUCUUUGAGGGAUCGCUAGAACAUAAGGGAAAACAGGGUCGAGGCUACCAAACACUUUGGUGUGUUUUAAAAGGUCGAACUAUUCACAUAUUUAAAGAGAGAGACCACAGAAAUGACGACACGGUGGUCGGCAGUCUGAACAUUGACAACAAAACCGAGUGUACAGCCAGCGACACGAGAGAUGGCUACAAGCUGGAGCUAAUGACCGAAGGUCUGGACAAAACCAGGCGAGUCAACAGAUUCAAGACGAAAAAGAAGGUGGAAAGAGAAAUAUGGAGAGGAUAUAUCUUGUGUUUAUCUAAGGGCACUGUUCCAAAUGAUCUCGACUUAACAGACACUCAAAUAGAAGAAAUCAAAGCCUCUGUCAACAGUUUCCUCCUAGAGGAAGCAUCGGGAUCGACCCAUGGCGGCGGAUCGCUGUCCAUCGGUGGGAAGUCGAGGCACCAGGAGCUCAGCAAGAGAGCGUCCGUCUCCCCCUCUGAGGACAGUGGGCUUGGAGCAACCAUUAAACACCCAAGGUCAAUCGGAACUCAGAACUCCUCCUCAUCCGGGUCCAGAGGCACGAUUAGCGGGGGCGGAGGCGGACCGACUAUGAGACAUAAGUUUACAAAUAAUCCAAGAAUGGAUGACCAAAUACCAAGUUGGUUCUUUUCGAGCUGUAGUCGGGAUUUAGCUGAGAGAAUACUAGUAAAUAGCGGCAGCUUAGGCAAUACCUUAAUGAGGGAAAGCUCUUCCCAAAAAGUCAGCGGAAGUUACGUCAUCAGUAAAAUUGGCAAAAUAGACGGGGUAGUAAAGAUUGAACAUUUUGAGGUAGAAAGAGUCGACAGAGGAUACAAAAUCAAAGUUGAAAAUGACCACGAGCCUCAGAAGAAUCUCACAGAUGUUAUUAACACUUUCCGAUUCAUAGCUGGCUUUGAGAAUACGAUUCCAAUGAAGACGAAUGACCUAUAUGAUUUUGGAUUGUCCGAAGACGACUCAAAUCCGUACCGCAUGAAACGGAUUGAAAGAGAAAUUCCUAGCAAAACCAGAGAACUACCAGAACCGUUACCCGAUUAUGAAGAACCGGUGCCACGGCCUUCUAAAACAUUCAACCCAGGGAUUUUGAAAAAAGAGCAGGCCAAAUAUGAGAGGCGAAAUGUUCACCAUUUUGGCACGACCAGAAGUUCGAUUGUAAAUAAAUUGAAUAAAACGACAGUCACUGUAAAACCUCGGUCUCCCUCACCCCCGGAGUUUGACCCCCCGGCACCCCACCGACAAUCCGUCUACUACAACGCCCCAGAGAGCAAUGCAGCUAAAUUCUUCCUCCAGAAACCUCGACCCCCAACUCCUCCAGACGAAAGUCCCCCACCCCCUGAACCUCACGUUACAGGAUCUGAUGGUUACUACAAUGAGGACAGUUUUAAAGAUCUGAAAGGAAAAGAGCCUUUACAUAAAAGAUCCAUGUCAGUUCCCAAUAUAAAACACUUGAUGCCUAACCAGUUACAAGGGGACAUCGACUUAAACCAGCCAGUAAACAGAGACAUACCCCCACCUAAGUCCGUCGUUCCUGCAGCACCUCCUCCACCCCCACUCCUAUCAAACCCAGGUGCCACCAGCCCCACCCAGAAAACACCCACCUCCAUCCUGAAGUCUAAACCGAGGGGUGGACUACCGUCAUUACCAUCACUUCCUCCCACACCCACAGAACCAGACACUGGACCACGAAGCAGCAUAGAUACAAGUGCUCCCAGUCUUACAGCACUUGGUCUGAAACCAGUUGGGAGAAAUCUCGACAAACAGAAAACGUCUUCAAGUUCCCCUCCCUCCAAUCACGCACCUUCACCUCAACAGCUGGGUCUCCGUCACGUGGAGAGAGCCACAAACAAGGAGGAACAAGCAACAAAAGAGUACGAGGACAGUCAGACGGUUCAGGACAUUCGCAAGAAGUUUGAAAAGAAAAUUCCGCCCUCUACAGCACCGAAACCCACGGGGAGACCACAAGCCAGGGCUGCUUCAAACGAAAAAGAAGAAAUGUAUGAUGAUGCCAUAUCUGUCGAGUACGAAAACAAUGAUGAUAUCCCAAAAGGGAUAGGGAAAAGGUCCUCGUUCAUCAGGAAACUAGAAGAGCAAAUCGCCCGCCCAGCGGCUGGCCCCCAGGGCGCUCCGAAAGUCCCAGAGAUCAAACCAAUGACAGAGGAGGAAGAGUGCGAAUACCAUGAAGUGGUCUAAGGGACAAACUCUUCAAAGCAGGGUCCUAUAAAUUCUGUGAUAUUUACUUAUAACUGUACUCAUUUAUGUACGACAAGAUUAUUAAUAUCAAACUAAUUACAUUGUAAUAUAAAGACUGGAUCUUAUAAAAGGAUAUAUGUUGUAAAAAAAAAGAGAACUUGUUUACAUGUACGUGUAUUUAGUUAUCAUAUUCAGAACUUAUAUACAUCUUUUUUUACUUUACAUUUCUGAAUGUAAUUUGUCAUAUGAUUAUUUUGUUUAAUAACAUUUUUCGCAUUAGUUUACAAAAUAUCAUGAAAUGCAUUACGUACCCCAGUUCUGACUUAGAUUAAGUCCCACCCCUAAAUCAAUUGAUGCAUAAUUAUAUAACCUCAACAUGAUGUGUGACUGUACCAUCCAUGCCAGUGCUAUAAAUUAACAGGGAACGAAGUUCACUAAUUAAUCUGGUCGUAUCCAAAUCAGUGAUGAAUCAAAGAAGUAAGCAUAAAUCAUCAGUCUAAGGAAACAUUUUUAUCAUGACAAUCAUCAUAAAACAAAUUAGUGUUUUUUUAUGUCUUGUUCAAAUUUUGUUUUUUGAAUUGACACCACACGUAUUUUUAUCAUCAAUAAAAUAAUAUUAUGAUAUAAUAAUAUUGUAUUAAUUUCAUUUGUUAGAUCUUUUUUAUUUUACAUCAUACAUAUUUUUUCCUUUCUAUCAUCAAGUAAUCCAUUUCAGUCAUGACAGAGUUCAUUCGGUAGAACUGUUGUUCUGUUCAAAGCAAGUUUGCAAUUGUGGAGCAACCUUUUGAACGACGUAUUACUGUACAUGUUAUUGUUAAAACCAAAGAUACAGCAAAUGUGAUUUACGUUAACGGUUGAUUAAGACCAAAAGAAUUAAUGUGAAGAGAAUAUUCUUGUAACUUAAUAAAAAAUGCAGCAAACCCUAGCUGAAUGUCUAUUUCUGCCUCAUUGUUGCGUUUUGAGAAGGAACAACAACCGCUAGCCUAAGUCCACUUAGAGAUCCAACUGCAACCAAGUCGUCCUUUGAGGAAUCGGAAAUUGAGAGAACACUAUAAUUGUUGACCAAAUACGUCACAGAGGAUUUUAAAAACAUUCUAUUAUAGACAUUAUGUAAUUCAGUGCACUUAGUGUCUUGACUGUUAUAAAUCUAUACAUAUAGAGCAAAAAUGUUAUUUAGCAAUGGUCCCUAGUCGCCAUGGAUAGAACUAGAUAAUGUGGUUUUAUUUCCAAACCUCAUUACUUCGGACAGAUGGGCAUGCGUGCAUGGAUCUUUCGACACGAAAAAAAGCAUCGGUUUUUAAUUUGGCAUUUGUUCUGCUUUCCUCGUCGAUAUGACGUCACAUAACGAUCCAUUCUCCGCCAUUCAUCUGACGUUAAUGGUUCAUGCUUACUUUCAUCGACGUCUACAUCCGUUUUCUGGUUUCCGGUGAUUUUAAGUUGAAAGUCGUACGACAAUUCAUUAUAUAUUCCUCUCCUUCACCGAGGAGAUCGGGCGUUAAUGGACCAUUCAGUACUUCUGUCUGUUUAGUCCCACUGCCCGGUGUCUGAUUUCUUUUGUAUUGAUGUCCAUCUCUCCAGGAAUCGGGAGGGGGCAGUCCCUGGUGACCUUUCUCAUUAUCCCCUCGCGUCAGUGUAGCUAUGUUAUCGGUCGCCCGCGCUCCGUGGGGAUACAGAGUAUAGGAUCAUCCCCAGCUACCGACCAAGAUAACUAGCGUUCUGAUUGGUCGAUGACAAUAUAACGAAAUCUCUAUGUUUCAUUGCAAUAAAACCAAGGAAUCGUCGGAAUUGAGAGGAUUCGAAUUAAGGAGGCUGUCUGAUAUCUGACGACGAUGGCGAGCUACAUUCUUCUGAUUGCGUUGGCUUUACUCCCGGUCUCUUGUGCCGUCUAUCUGGACGAACCCUCAGGGUAUCCCCUCGCCAGGCCUUACAAUUCAGCUUGUCUUCAGUGUCUGUUCACGCACAAACGAGAAUACUGCGAGAUUUGUAAAUAUGAAGAUGAUGGAGGUGAUUUUCUUACCACUAAUAAAAGAUCUGACUAUUACAACAGUAAUAUAAGGAAGCGUGGAUACUAUUGUCUAUGUUGUGCCCGGUCAAGGUUGACCAAUUCCGGAUGUUGCACUCUUUGUAGCAGCGAGAUGUAAGAAACAAGAAUUGUCAUAACGCUAAUAAAGAACUACGCCUAAACGACUUUUACUACAAUUUAUAAAAUUCAUAUCCGAUUUUCAUGAUUUUCAACAGCACUGUUUUGCAACAUAUCAGAUCCACUUUUAAAAUAAAGCACUAAAUUGUUUGUGAA
Magallana angulata is the source of this 4640-nucleotide messenger RNA. RefSeq names its product muscle M-line assembly protein unc-89-like. The record is from RefSeq and is a predicted model, not a curated record. The coding region runs from base 110 to 2344 and encodes 744 amino acids. NCBI's taxonomy places the organism in Eukaryota, Metazoa, Mollusca, Bivalvia, Ostreida, Ostreidae. The transcript has 23 exons. Gene Ontology annotation, molecular function: signaling adaptor activity.